AAAUCAGGGACGAUAGAUAGUUCUCACUUCUCACGUUCUCUCCAUCUUCACUCUCUCCUCUGAGAUCCAGACUCUUAUUAUUGGGGAAGAAGUUUGAUUUUUGAUCGGAAGAAGAAGAAGUCGAGGCAUUAUUCGAGCGGUGGUUGAAGAGGAGAUGAUGGCGUCGGAUCCAAAACUGAAGGCAGAGAUAGGUCCCGACGGAUUAGCAAGAGAAGCUCCUGUUAUUGCUUACACUGAGAAGAUAAUCGAGGAAGAACAACUUCAGUUGAGGAAAUACAUUGAGGAGAACUAUUCAAAGAUAAGGGAUGUCGAAAGGGAAUUUGGAAACCUCACCUUGGAGAUGAAACUCACUGCUGGUCCUAAGAAAGUUGCGCUGGAACACUUGAGAAAGAAGAUUGAAGCCUGUACUGAAAAGAUCCAUGCUGCUAAGUUGAAAGAAGAUGAAGCCCGCAAGGCAUAUGAAGCAGCAUCAAAAGUUGUCAAAGAUGAAGAAGCAAUAAAGCAGAGCCUUUGCGAUGAUUUAAACAGUCUGGUACAAGAAAGCAGCAAUACUCAGUACGCCAGACUUGAGGAACUGAAAAGAAGACUAGAAGCGCUAAAUCCAAAUAGAUCAUCAUCUACUUCUAUUCAGCAAGUCCAUGAACCGGAGACUAAAUCUGUAGCCGACAGCUUACCAGCAGCAGCCAGUGCUAAUCAGACUCACCCGGAAAACCCAGUUAAUGACAACUGGAAGGAAGAGGGAGGUAAAGAACAAGGACAGAGGCCAGAUGGAGAAUCAAAAACGAGGAAGAAACCACAGAUUCAAGGAAGGGGAAGAGGAAUUGGAAUCAUGAACAAAGGUAGAGGAGGUUGGACAGGUGCUGGAUUCGAUGUGGAUGGUAGAAACUGAAAAGUUGAAACAUAUAUUACAAUACACACAUCCAAAAAUUACCAGGUAGUUUCUCUUUAUCUUUUAACAUCAAUGGACCUAUAGCUCUACAGAGACCUCUCAGUUACUCGUGUGUUACUGACAAGUAAAACCAUUCAAUCAUAUUUGGCUUCUUUAAUCAUCAUCUUUAUUGAUUUUAUGAUCUGUGAACUGUGUAAGAUGAUUAGAUUGGGGUUUGAUUGGUUAUGGUAUGUUUCAA
This is a messenger RNA of Brassica napus (rape), 1127 nucleotides long. RefSeq lists its product as uncharacterized. The transcript has 7 exons. Lineage: Eukaryota; Viridiplantae; Streptophyta; Magnoliopsida; Brassicales; Brassicaceae. The coding region runs from base 155 to 889 and encodes 244 amino acids. The record is from RefSeq and is a predicted model, not a curated record.